Molecule: messenger RNA, 924 nt
Organism: Octodon degus (degu)
Lineage: Eukaryota; Metazoa; Chordata; Mammalia; Rodentia; Octodontidae
Product: olfactory receptor 2D3-like
Exons: 1
Coding region: 1-924 (307 amino acids)
Biological process (GO): G protein-coupled receptor signaling pathway
Cellular component (GO): membrane
Molecular function (GO): G protein-coupled receptor activity; olfactory receptor activity
Source: RefSeq, a predicted model, not a curated record
AUGGGGGAGAAGAACCAAACUUCUGUGGUGGAAUUUGUCUUCCUGGGCCUCUCACAAGAUCCAAACACACAAUUUCUCCUCUUCUUCGUGUUUCUGGCCAUCUACCUGCUGACUGUGCUGGGAAACCUGCUGAUGGUCGUGCUUAUCCACACAGAUUCCAGACUCCACACACCCAUGUACUUUUUCCUUAGAAACCUUUCCUUUGCUGAUCUCUGUUUUUCUACCACCACUGUGCCCCAAGUGCUUGUACACUUUCUGGUGAAGAGGAAAACCAUUUCCUUUGUUGGAUGCUCAACACAGAUAGUAGUUUUACUCCUGGCUGGGUGUACAGAGUGUGCUCUUCUGGCAGUGAUGUCGUAUGACAGGUAUGUGGCUGUGUGUAAGCCAUUGCACUACUCCACUAUCAUGACACGUGAGGUCUGUGUACAGCUGGCUGUAGGGUCCUGGGCCAGUGGAGCCUUUGUGUCCCUGGUGGACACCACAUUCACUUUGCAUCUUCCUUACCGAGGCAACAAUAUCAUUAACCAUUUUUUCUGUGAGCCUCCUGCCCUUUUGAAGCUGGCUUCCGCAGACACUUACACAACAGAGAUGGCCAUCUUUGCAAUGGGUGUGGUAAUUCUCCUGGCUCCUGUCUCUCUCAUCCUGAUCUCUUACUGGAAUAUCAUCAACACUGUGGUCCAGAUGCAGUCUGCAGAGGGAAGGCUCAAGGUCUUUUCUACAUGUGGUUCCCAUCUCAUUGUUGUUAUUCUCUUCUAUGGCUCAGCAAUAUUUGCCUACAUGAGGCCUAACUCCAAGAUAAUGAAUGAAAGAGAUAAAAUGAUCUCUGUGUUCUACUCAGCAGUGACACCCAUGUUGAACCCUAUCAUUUACAGCCUGAGGAACAAGGAUGUCAAAGCAGCUCUCAAAAGAGUUACUGAAACAUAA